Messenger RNA from Ornithorhynchus anatinus (platypus), 5606 nucleotides. RefSeq names its product trafficking kinesin protein 2 (gene TRAK2). The record is from RefSeq and is a predicted model, not a curated record. Gene Ontology annotation, cellular component: dendrite. Gene Ontology annotation, molecular function: GABA receptor binding. The transcript has 16 exons. Gene Ontology annotation, biological process: neurogenesis; anterograde axonal transport of mitochondrion. The coding region runs from base 730 to 3408 and encodes 892 amino acids. Lineage: Eukaryota; Metazoa; Chordata; Mammalia; Monotremata; Ornithorhynchidae.
GGAAGCGCUUAACAGGAGCCAUUAGCAUCUUCGCAGUUCAACAGACUUUCCCAGUUACAGAGUUGCAUCUCUCUUUUCACCUGGGAUUGAGUCAAGGUCAUUUUAAAAAUGUAGAUUUUUUUUUUUUUCCUUGUCCUCAAACUGGGGAGCAGUGAUUUCCCAGCAUCGCGGAACCCUGCCCGUCCGUAAAAUUGGUCGACAGUCUGUUCCACCCUAGCUUUGAAAGCCUAAAGCCGAAAAUAUGCCCGUCUUACACAAGAUUUGAAAAAACGCAAAGCAGAUGCAGGCGACAAAGAUUGGUAUUCAGUUGAAAGAUCAAAGCAACCUGGGAAAAGAUAAGUAAUAAGAAUGAUGUUGAUGGUAUUUAAGUACAGUGGUGACCCAGUGGAGGGGAAAAUCGGUGUUAUUUCAGCACCGGUGUGUAGAGCGCCCUGCCAAGUGCUUGGGAGAGAACAACGGUGACGCCAGUCCCCACAGAGAUGACGAUCGCUUGAAGAUGGCGCUUUCCGGGAGCCGGGCCUUCGGGCGCGACUGACCGACGUGGCCCGGUCCCCCGGGCCGGGCCCAUCCGCCUCCACGGCCGCCGCCGGCGGCCUGAAGGGUCUUGUGGUCGCCCGGUGGCCUCGACCAGAGCCGUCCACCUCGUCCGGAGUGAGCGAGUGAGCCUCGCGCUGGACCUGCCCUCCCACCCGCCCUUUCCUGACCUCUGGCCUGGGACCGACGAACCUCAUGAGUAGCAAGCCCGGAGAUUUGGCGAGCGUCACCAGCGCGGGCCCGGAGGAGGACCUGCCCGAAGUGGAGCUGGUCAGCCUGCUGGAGGACCAGCUGCCCCAGUACACGCUGCGGGCCGACGCCCUCUGCCUCUACCAGCACCGGGACUGGAGCCGGGCCCCGCGGUCCGGGCCCGAUGGCCCCCCGGGCUCCCCGCCCCCCGCCGCCCCCAUCUCCCCGCUCCUGGCCCAAGAAACCUUCCGAUACAUGAUUCUCGGCACCGACCGGGUAGAGCAGAUGACCAAGACCUACAAUGACAUCGACAUGGUCACCCAUCUGCUGGCCGAGCGGGACCGGGACCUGGAGCUCGCGGCCCGAAUCGGACAGGCUCUCCUGAAGCGGAACCGCGGCCUGUCGGAGCAGAACGAGGCCCUGGAGGAGCAGCUGGCCCAAGCCUUUGAUCGGGUCAACCAGCUGCAGCAUGAGCUGUCCAAGAAGGAAGAGCUGCUCCGCCUCGUCUCCAUCGCCUCCGAAGAGAGCGACCUGGCCCCCAGCUGCUCCACACCCCUGCGCUUCCAUGAGUCCUUCAGCCUGUCCCGGGGCCUGCUCCAGCUCGACGUGCUCCAGGACAAGCUCAAGGACCUGGAAGAGGAGAAUCUGGCUCUUCGAUCCAAGGUUUGUCACAUAAAGACAGAAACGAUCACCUACGAAGAGAAGGAACAGCAGCUGGUCAGCGACUGCGUUAAAGAGCUCCGUGAAACGAACGCCCAGAUGUCCCGGAUGACGGACGAGUUGGCGGCGAAGAGCGACGAACUGAUCCGCUACCAGGAGGAGAUCUCGUCUCUCCUGUCCCAGAUCGUCGACCUCCAGCACAAAAUCAAAGAACAUGUGAUCGAAAAGGAGGAACUCAGACUUCACCUGCAAGCUUCUAAAGAUGCCCAGAGGCAGCUGACCAUGGAGCUCCAUGAGCUGCAGGACCGGAACGUGGAGUGCCUGGGAAUGCUGCACGAGUGCCGGGAAGAGGUGAAAGAGCUCCGCAGCCACUCUGGCCCCGCGGUCCACCUGCACUGCCCGCCGGCCUGCGGACCCUUUUCCGUGGAAUCUCUGGCAGCCGAGAUCGAGGGAACAAUGCGGAAAGAGCGGAGUUUGGAUGAAGACUCCCCUCUCUGCAAGCAGAAAGGCCAGCAGAAGCGAGUGUUUGAUACGGUGAAAGUCGCUAAUGACACCCUCGGGCGCUCGGCCUCGUUCCCCGCUCUGCAGCCCAUCCCGGGGUCGAACCGUUCCGGCGUCGUCAUGACCGCGAGGCCCUUCCAGUCCAGCCUGACGCACUCCGCCAGCCCCACCCAGCCGGGCCCCGGGAACAACUCGGGAGAGGAGGAGAUUCCCAAGGACGAGCGGAAGGGGGACCCGCCGGGGUCCGACGGCGACCUAGCUACGGCUCUGCACCGCCUCCGCCUGCGACGGCAGAACGACCUGAGCGAGAGGCGGUUCUUCGCCGAGGCCUGGGACCACCAGCUGCGGCACUUGGGGGACGGGGAGGAGGAGGAGGCGGGGGGCUCCCGCAGCCCCCCGCCCAGCUUCGCCUCCCCGGGCACCUUCCGGUGGGAGCUCACGGACCUGAGCGCCGGCUCCAGCUGCCUGCGGGCCUUUGUGCCCGAGAAGCUCCAGAUCGUCAAACCCCUGGAAGGCUCUCAGACUCUCCACCAGUGGCAGCAGCUGGCCCGGCCGAACCUGGCGACCAUCCUCGACGCCCGGCCCGGCGUCCUGACCAAAGGCUCCGCCCUCCCGCCCGAGAGAGCCCUCUACCGCCUGUCCGACCCGGAGGAGGACCACGAGGAGGCCGGGGGGAUAACGUUUCGGGUGCAGCCGUCUUUCCCGGGCGGGGAGGCUCCCGUGGGCAUCUUCCUCCCUCCUGGUACUUCGGGGGCGGCGACCACAGCGCCACUCACCGCCGUGAACCCCGGGAAGUGCCUGUCCUCCACGAACUCCACAUUCACUUUCACCACCUGUCGGAUCCUGCACCCUUCCGACGUCACUCAGGUCACUCCCAGCUCCGUGUGCGGGACGCCGAUGUCAGGAGGAGGCGGCGGCGGUCCGGCCGGCCCAGCCGCGGGUCCCCCGGCCGCGGCCUUCCAGCUGGGCGGGGGCCAGUCCCUCAGCCGCCGCGGAGAUUCCACGUCCACCUUUAGCAGCACCGUGAGCUUGGCCCAGCUCCUGCAAGAGCGGGGCAUCUCGGCCCGGGUGCGCCCCGGCCCCGCCUCCCCACGGCCCCCUCCCCUCCUCCUGCCCCCCGCCACCCCGCCCAAUUCCCCGUCCCGAUCUCCUUGCCCUUCGCCCGGGCCCUUCGAGCCCCGGGUGCCCCCCUGCGAGAACUUCCUGGCCUCGCGGCCGGCGGAGAGCUUCCUGCGGGAGCUGUACGGGCCGCGGCCCACCCGGACCGCCUCCGACGUCAGCCGCAGUAAGGGGCACCUGGUGGAAAGGCUGAAGAGACUGGGCAUCGCCCGGCCGGGGGCCGGCGGGGAGGGGCCGCCGGCCAAGGUCGGCUUGCCCAGGCCGGACUCUGCCGUCUUGUUGACCUCCGGGGGCAACCUCCUGGGCGGCCUGAGGAGGAACCAGAGCCUCCCGGUCCUACUGGGGGCGCUCGGGGCCCCGGCCUGCGCGCCCUCCCCCAAGAUGGACCCCCUGAAGGAGGACUGAGGGUCGGGCAGAUCUGGUCCCGCCGGCCGCCCGAGAACGGCUGGAGGACGGAUGGACGCUCGGACUCGGACGCGGAUUAGCCUGAGGGAGAGCCAGAGCUGCCGAGGGCUUGUGCGUGUGAAAGAAGGGGAGACGGAGAGCCGGGAGAGGAGCUCGAUGGGGCGAGGAGGGUGUGGAUACUGCGGCGGGGGGGGCGGACGGGAAGAGGCGAAGGAACGAAUGGAGCGUCAUGCUGGCUUUUUUACCGUUUCCUCGGUUCCACUGGAAACUGCAAGGUACAAGAAAGGCCAUCAGCCUCCUGGAGUGUUAAAGAGUACCGUCAAUCCCCCCGGGGCUAGUGGCCCCGUCCCGUCGCCACCCCUGUAGCGGGGAAGCCCCUCCCGGGCGGUGGGGCGGGAGGAAGGGCCCAGCCUCGAAUGGCUCUUAGAGCGGCUCUUGGGCAGCUAUGUGGUUAGAGGUGCGGUGCAGGCCGAAGGGAGGGAGACUGCUUUUCCCCUUCGAAUACUCGGAUGCACAAUCAGCUGGGAGCCGGGUGAGGUGGGGACAACCGAGACCCAAAAGGAUUAGACUCCUCUCCUGGCCCGCCCCCCGGUUCCGAAAAGAGCAGCAAGCGAGACCCAGACACGAUCGAGAUUCUCAUUUUGGAGACUUUUGGUUUUGACACGGAGCGAGUAAACCAGCGCUCGGUUCGGGGGCGGGGGGGCGUCCUCCUUCUGACGAAAGGGAGGAGGAAUCGGGCGGAGAAUUGGAGCCCCAGAAAUCCCCGGCCACAAUUGUGUCUUUAGUAGGUCAGUGCAAUGGCCAAGGGGCCCGGCACCAUUGGAGGUUCUCAAAAUCCCUGGAGGCCGCCUGGGGCCCCAAGAAGUGCAAUCCGUUGUCCGUUAUUUAAAACGGAAACAUUUAGUGGUGAUGAAAACUUGUUUUGUAAAGCGUGUUAGGCGUAUUUUUAUUGAACAGAGAUCUCUAUUUGCACAGAAACUCCUCAGGCCCAUUUAGCUGUGGUAACGGAAUAAAGGGCGGGGAGAUACAGCCACCCGCGUUAGGUUUGGGUUGGGAUUCUGCUGGAGAAGGAUGAGGCAUUCACACAAACACACACACAGAAUCACACACACGGCAGGUUGGGAGAAGCCGCGGGUGUCUGAGUCGUUUCCCUUCUCCCUCCCAUCUUGUGGGCGGGGGGGAGGUGUGUUCUUGGGAGGGGGCGGGGGGCAGCCCUCGGGGGAGGUCCGCCCGCUUCCAGGGUAUAAAAGGGCAGGGGGCCGGGGCCUAACCGAUGGCAACUGCCCCCUCUCUCUGAGCCUCCUGGGGGGGCACGUCCUGAUUCCUGGCUCCCAUCUGGGCCGCUUCAAUCCAGAGAGUUCAAAACCACUCCACAGCGAGGGAGGAGGAAGGGGCCGCUGUCUGGGAUGGCCGGCUCUCCUGCCGCGGGUUCUAAUGAGGUUAGCUGGCGGGCGACUCGCCUCUCUCCCUCCGCCUCUCUGUCUCUUCGUCUCGGGGCCAGACCUGCUCUGUGACCUGAACAGACAGAUGUUCCGGCGCCCGCUCUGGGCUGGGACGGUCAGCCGGGGAACCGGGCCCUCCCCGCGAUGGGGCCGGGCCAAGCCCACCGGGGAGAUUGAAGCUUCCGGGGUGAGGGGGACGGGCGGAUUGGCACGCGAGGCUUUUCGUAACCCUCGCCCUGCCCUCAGUAGGCAGAGGCUCUUAGGUCCGGCUCGUCUCACCAGCCUUGCCUCGGGUGCAGUUUUUAUACAGUUUCGCUGCCAAAACUUUUCUAAACACAGCAACCUCUCCGGUCCUCCCCCACAGUACCCUCGUGCUGCGGGGCCGAGGCCAGGGACGGGCAGGGAAUCCCAAGGCCCCUUCUUGGCCGGGGAGAACUCUAAUCAUCCCGUCGAAAUGACCAAAGGGAUGGAAGGCUUCCUGGAGGAAGCUGCGUCGGAUCUUGUAGGAUGUAAGCAACCGGGCAGGCUUUCAAAGUCUGGCGGAGUCGGGCACAGGAAAGGGGAUUUCUAGAAUGUUUCCCGACCGAUUGAAGGCCCGGAGUUUCUGAGAAACAGAGACACGGGAAGCCACGGAGGGAGGGAAGUCCUGAAGCUAGAGAAGAGCACAAAGAAUCAAACUAGUGACAAUUUUAUGUAAACUGUUGGUGAAAUAGAUUUUUGACACGUUCAGUAUUAAAUAAAUUGGAAUUGAAUAGC